Molecule: messenger RNA, 513 nt
Organism: Phalaenopsis equestris
Lineage: Eukaryota; Viridiplantae; Streptophyta; Magnoliopsida; Asparagales; Orchidaceae
Product: homeobox-leucine zipper protein HOX15-like
Exons: 4
Coding region: 1-513 (170 amino acids)
Biological process (GO): regulation of DNA-templated transcription
Molecular function (GO): DNA-binding transcription factor activity, RNA polymerase II-specific; sequence-specific DNA binding
Source: RefSeq, a predicted model, not a curated record
AUGGGUGUCGUCGACGACCCAAGCGAACCCGGUCUGCUGCUCCUCCGGUUGGGCCGGGUGGAGGAAGGCGGCAGCGGCGGUUGCCGGAAAAAGCUCCGGCUAACUAGGGAGCAGUCGGCUGUUUUGGAAGAUAAGUUUAACGAGCACAGCACGCUGCUUAAUCCGAAGCAGAAGCUAGCACUAGCGAAGCAGCUGAAUCUGAGGCCUCGGCAGGUGGAAGUGUGGUUUCAGAACAGGAGAGCGAGAACAAAGCUGAAGAAGACAGAAGUGGACUGCGAAUUUCUCCGGCGGCGUUGCGAAACUCUAGCGGAAGAGAACCGGAGGCUACACGGUGAUCUGCAGGAACUGAGAUCUCUGAAGCUGGCAGCGGUGACGCCACUGCAUGCGUCGAUGCUCAUGAUGUGCCCUUCUUGCGAGGGUGUGGCGCUCGGUGAAACUGACGAUGUAGCCAUGGUGAGAGCUUCGCCGCCAUUGAUGAAAGAUACGAUGAAGAAGAAGACUCUUUGUUCAUGA